AUGGGGCAGUGUCUGAGGCAGCCCAUGCUCUGGGAGGACCUGGAGGAGUACCAGGCCCUGACGUUCCUGACCAGAAACGAAAUUCUGUGCAUCCACGACACCUUCCUGAAACUCUGUCCUUCCGCGAAGUACUACAAGGAUGCAACUCUGACCGUGGACCAGGUCAGCUCCCUGCCAGCCCUCAGGGUUAACCCUUUCAGAGACCGGAUCUGCAGCGUGUUCUCCCACGAUGGCCUAUUCUCCUUUGAGGACGUGCUGGGCAUGGCGUCGGUGUUCAGCGAGCAGGCCUGCCCCAGCCUGAAGAUCGAGUACGCCUUCCGCAUCUACGAUUUCAACGAGAACGGCUUCAUCGACGAGGAGGACCUGAGAAGCAUCGUCUUCCGGCUGCUCAACACCGAUGACGUGUCGGAGGACCUGCUGACCGGCCUCACGAGCCACGUCCUGAGGGAGUCAGAUCUGGAUGAUGACCACAUGCUGUCCUUCUCGGAGUUCGAGCACGCCAUGGCCAAGUCUCCGGACUUCAUGAGCUCCUUUCGGAUCCACUUCUGGGGAUGCUGACGGGGUCCAAGCAGGCCGCUGGGGGCAGAAACUUGUAGCUCAC
Sorex fumeus (smoky shrew) is the source of this 601-nucleotide messenger RNA. RefSeq names its product calcium and integrin binding family member 4 (gene CIB4). NCBI's taxonomy places the organism in Eukaryota, Metazoa, Chordata, Mammalia, Eulipotyphla, Soricidae. The record is from RefSeq and is a predicted model, not a curated record. The transcript is spliced from 7 exons. Gene Ontology annotation, molecular function: calcium ion binding. The coding region runs from base 1 to 558 and encodes 185 amino acids.